UAACACUUUUACAAUUUCAUUUUUAUUUCAGUUUGUGAUUAUGUGAAUAAGUUAGGUUUUCCUACUUUCCGUUCGGCACACAGGCACAUCUGUGGACACCUCCUUACCUAGAGUUUUAAUGUGACCUCUACUGCAGUUGAAAAUACUUGGGAGCGGAGGCAGAAUCCAUUGAUUUUUCUUGACAAUGUAGGGCUGUAUGAAAAGAUACGGUGACAAAUUGAAUGAGAAACCUCUUCUUUUUGUGUAUUAGAAUCGUAGGAAGCGCUUAUGUGCUCCUCGCCGCUUGAUUUCCGAGUCGGAGAGCUCAGUGUUGCCGGGGUAGAGUUCGUUUUAGCUGCACUGCAUCAACAUGGGUGUGAUCGGUGUGCAGCUUGUGGUUACCAUGGUAAUGGCCAGUGUAAUUCAGAAAAUCAUACCUCAUUAUUCCUUGGCAAGAUGGCUACUCUGCAGUGGCAGUUUGCGAUGGUACCAGCACCCUACGGAAGAUGAGUUGAGGAGCUUAGCUGGGAAACAAAAAGGACAGAAAAGGAAAGACAGGAAGUACAAUGGUCACAUAGACAGUAAGCCCCUAACAGUCCCCAAGGACAUAGACUUACAGCUGGAGACGAAAUGCAUCACAGAAGUGGACACAUUAGCAUUGCACUACUUCCCAGAGUUCCAGUGGCUUGUGGAUUUCACAGUAGCAGCAACUGUGGUUUAUCUGAUAACAGAGCUGUACUACAGUGUGGCUCAGCCCUCGGGAGAGAUGAACAUCAGUGUGGUCUGGUGCCUGCUAGUACUCGCCUUUGUUGUUAAGACGCUUUUCUCUCUAACUGCCCAUUACUUCAAGCUGGAAGAAAGCGGCGAGCGCUCACUCUGCAUUACUUUUGCUUUCUUCUUUUUUGUUAAAGCCAUGGCCAUUCUCAUUGUCACUGAAAACUACUUGGAGUUUGGUCUGGAGACAGGUUUUGCAAACUUUUCUGACAGCGCUCAACAGUUUCUGGAACACCAAGGCCUCGACUCCCAGGGUCCCAUAUCUAAGCUCACCUUCAAGUUGAUCCUGGCCCUGCUUUGCUCUCUGAUUGGAGCGUUUCUAACUUUCCCUGGUCUACGAUUGGCCCAAAUGCACCUAGAUGCACUCAACCUAACUACAACCAAAUUUACACAGACUCUGCUUCAUAUCAACUUCCUGUCCCCUCUCAUCAUGGUCCUGCUGUGGGUGAAGCCUAUUACCAAGGACUACAUAAUGAACCCCACUCUGGGAAAGGAGAGUGUGCCUUUGAUGACUGAGCAGACGUAUGAUACUUUGCGGUUAUGGGCGAUCGUACUGAUGUGUGUGCUGCGGCUUGCUAUGAUGAGACAUCACUUGCAGGCUUACCUCAACUUGGCCCAGAAGGGUGUGGAUCAGAUGAAGAAGGAAGCAGGACGGAUAAGUACUGUGGACCUGCAGAAGAUGGUUGCACGUGUUUUUUACUAUUUGUGUGUUAUUGCACUACAAUAUGUGGCACCCCUGGUGAUGUUGCUACACACAACCUUGCUGCUAAAAACCUUAGGUGGUCACUCCUGGUGGGUUUAUCAUGAAGAAGACCUGCCUUGCACCCAUGAAAUGAACUCGGACUCUAUAAUGGGUGAAGCACCAACAGCAGCUCCAACAGCAGCUACGGUGAUAGAAACAGGAGCCCGAGCAUCAGUAGCUCAGCUCUCAGUGGCCCUGGGAGGCCUGCGGACUGUUUUCAGCCCCUUGCUUUUCCGGGGCCUCUUCUCCUUCUUCACUUGGUGGAUUGCUGCCUGCCUUUUCUCCACCUCCCUCUUUGGCCUCUUCUACCAUCAGUAUCUCAUGGCGGCAUAGCAUCACCAGGCCACCGGUGGCACACCCCCCCCCUCCGGCCGCACACACACAACCACAGUGCAACCAAUGUGUACAGCCUGAUCAAAAAGGACUGAGUGGGGGGGGGCAAGUGGAGGCCUACUUACUGCUCAACACCCCCCUUUCCCUUCCUCCUUCUCUCUGACCACCAGUACAAUAACUUCAGUCAUAUCCUCAGAGCUCCUGGUUCAACUUCCAGUGCUUCCUCCAUAGACCAUGAACUCUGACAUUGUUUUUACUUGUGACCACAACUUUUGAUCUGGUCAAGAACAUUUAUAAACCUUAACAAGACUGUAAGAGUAAUCGGUAUCAGCAGUGUGUCGGAAGAGCUGUAAAAAAAAUAAAUAAAUACAGUAGAAUUAAUUAAUUUUACUAGGUGAAAAUUGGUGUGGCAGUUCUGAUCAGUUACACCAUUUUUCUGUGAGGGGAGUUGAAUCCAUGGUAACUGUUCACAACAGAGCACAUGCAAUGAGUUUAAUUCAUCAGCAUCUUCAGAUUUUUGACAUCUUCUGCUUAGAAAAUGCAGGUUCUUUGCAGCUUUGUGCACAUCAGGAAGAGUCUGGCUUAUUUAAACCACAGAGUGCAUACAUGCUGCUAGGGGCCUGGAUGCUAAGAGUCCUUCGGGCAUAUUCAAGGUCCUAAACCUGAUGCACCUUAAAGAAGCUGCAUUUAAACCAAAGGAUGUCACUGAAUCUAGAUCUACAAUCACCUCAGCUGUUUAUGUGUGUGCAUGUGUGGUUUUACAUUUUUGGGAAACUGAUGAUUGCCACACUUGGGCCCAGAUUUGUCUCUUGAUCGAAACUUUUAACAUAUUUUUCAAACUUAAUAUAAUUUGUUGGUUUGUUUUGUUUUUUCCUGCAAUGUCUCAGAGAAGAGUCUUACUAUUUCUUGCUGACCGGUGAGCGUCUGUGUUAGAGGAGGGAGGAACAGGCUGGGAUGUUCCCAGAAUAGCUGCUCGGGAAGCGCCGUAGUCUAACCAGGGUUGUGGCGUCCGUAAUAAAAGCAGCGAGAAGCAGUGUUCAACUCAAAGGGUGACAUCUCGCUGACUCAAAGCUGAUUUCUUUAAAUGUGUCUAAACUGAGAUAGAGGAGAGACUCUUUUAAAGAAAGGCGUAGUUUUGAUAUCAUACUUGCAUUGGAACCUUCCUGGUUUUAACUGAGCCAUUUAUAGAAGAUGUGGGAGAUGCAAAGAUGAUUCAAUGGGAGGGACGGGGUCAGGGUUCACGCUUGUGUCUGCAUCUACAGCACAAGGCUCUGUGCUGAAGGUCAGGUGAGGAGAUGAUGUCAGCAACUGUUGAUAAGCUACUGCCUUUAAAUUGUUUGUUUUGUUUUUACUUCUAUCCAUUCAUUGGUUUUAACCUCGUGAGAACAAUCGUUGAUUUGUUUUCUUUUUUUUCCAGCAGAACAAAUGUUUUGUUUUUUUAAUUUUAAAAAAGCGUGCCAAGUGAGUCUAACCCCCCCCCCCCACCACUCCUCCUGCUUUUUCCUUCCACAGGAAAAAGGAUAAAAAAAGAGGGAAUCACUAGUUCUGCUUCACGUAACGAUAUUGAGGUAUUUACCGUUUCUUUGUAUGCUGUAAUUCUCGGGGGUGGGUGAUUUUAAACAAACGCACAAGCAGUCAUUGUGCAGAUGACACACUGGCCAAUGCGAUUGUCCAGUUUAUUCAGGAAUGUUGGGUACGUGGCGCCAGAUUAAUCGCACAGUGCUGUGGUUCUCUGGCCGGUCAUUUCAUUUUGCUUUUAAUAUACAAUCGAGCUGUAAUUUCAAAAUUCCAGCUCAGUUUUGUACAGAACCACCAUAUCAAUGUUUCUAAGCUCCUGAUGUCAAAAGUCUUAGCUUUAGUUGUGUGUUUUUAAAGGAUGGAGAAUAUGCACAUAAUGAAUGUAUCAAUCCUGCCUAAUUUCGAGAUUUUUUUUUUUUUUGUUUCUUUGUUUUUUAUGGAAAUUAUUUGUUUGAUGACUUGAUUUAACACCCCUCACUCCUUGUACUUAAACUCCUGUCUAAUCUGUCUAAAUCUGCCUCUCAAACAAAAUGUAAUUUGUCCUAAUGACCAGUUUAAUUGAUUGAUCUGCAUUUUUUUGUUGUUUUUUUCUAUUUAUUACACAUAUUGAGGCCUGUAAACAUUUCUCAUUUUAAUGGCAAACCCUUUUCUUUCGUUGUCGGAGUGUGUGGUGGGCUAAAAUCAGUUUUGAACCUGUGCUUGACGGCGUGGUUCUGAUCGGUUGUGAAAGAGUUCUUUCGGAUGCCUUAUCGGGCAUCGCUUCUUCAGUUUGUUACCAUUGAAAGUGUUUGUUAUUCAUUGCUGGGUUCACAAAGCAAAUUAAACACACUGUUGUUCUUUCAUGUAUUUAUUUCUGCUUUAGAGUUUAGUCUUAAAUAAAUUAUGUUCUUUAAUUUGUCCUUUUUAAUGUCCUUGUAGUCUGCCCGCCCUGUAGCUUCAUACACAACUUUAGCAGUAACACACCUGGGACGUAGGUUAAUUAUCAAAACUUAAAAUGCAAUUGGCUCAUUAAGGUCAGACCAAGCUCCGAAAAGUUAAAAGAAGACCUUGUGCAUUUUGUUUUAUCUGAUUUUUCUAGCCAUGCCACCUUCUGUAACUUGUUUCCAGAUGAAUAAAGAUGGAAACUCAUUUUUUACAGGACAUUUCUGGUGAUAUCCCAUACUGUAGUUGUGGAACGUGAUCAACAGAGACUGUACUUUUGUGGACUCUCUCUUCCAAAGGAUGCCAGCAGGAACCCUAGAAAGAACAAUAAGCAUUGUAUUAUGUGUUUCACUCCCAGUUUAAUUAGUUCUCACAGACAAAUCACUUUUUUUGGUGAUGGAAAAAGGUGUGGUUUCUGGUAAACUGCUAAAUUAAUAAAUUGCUGAUGUUUU
Messenger RNA from Oreochromis aureus, 4719 nucleotides. RefSeq names its product transmembrane protein 161B (gene tmem161b). Bases 350 to 1828 code for a protein of 492 amino acids. The transcript is spliced from 12 exons. Lineage: Eukaryota; Metazoa; Chordata; Actinopteri; Cichliformes; Cichlidae. The record is from RefSeq and is a predicted model, not a curated record.